Molecule: messenger RNA, 940 nt
Organism: Aspergillus caelatus
Lineage: Eukaryota; Fungi; Ascomycota; Eurotiomycetes; Eurotiales; Aspergillaceae
Exons: 2
Coding region: 63-359 (98 amino acids)
Source: RefSeq, a predicted model, not a curated record
CCAACCAAAUAAAAAGGGUUGUCGUAAUCGAUAGCUGUCAGACAGCCUUUACUUCCUGGUCAAUGACUGUGACACAGGCCGCCGAAGCCUUGCGAAAGAGAUCCUUCUCGAAAUGCGUAAUUGGGUCCCUGGCUGCAGUCAUCUGCACAUGGAGCCUGUUACACAGAGCGUCCAACCAGCUCAACCGCUCUUCAUGCAAUGAUUGCCCCGACAUUAGGCUCGUUUCUGCUUCAUUUCCCCGAAUCAGCGUAUCCAAUGAUGUCUUCAGAUUUUCUGGACCUUCAGACGGUGUAGAUCCCCCAAGCUCUCCGAUGGAAAUACCUAACAUAAGAACGAUGCUGAAACUUUAUCCAAAGUAAACCGGCGAGAUUGUAGCUUUCAUUUCGAGGAAUCAUUGGCCAUCCAUUCUUCAGGCUUAGAACAGUGCAGGAGAUGAAGCAACGGGUUGUUGUUCCGAUGCACAAUUGAUCUGUCUUCCACUCACCGACCGACCACUACCACCCAUGCCUGGUGACCGAGUCUGAUUUGAAGCCGUCGUGUUGGACAGUGCUGCUGAUCCGGAUGAUCGCCGUACCUGACUGGCUUACGUUAUCGAAUACAUAGCCUGAUGUGGGGGUGGGGAAUGUUCGUUUUCUCAUGCCUCGUGGGACUACUAGUACAUAGUAUGAUGGUGAGUUUCGUACGUACGAUCAUCGCCGUGGUUGGUAUCAAUACUGUCACCGUAUCGAUGUUGGUUGGAACUAGUACCAAGGACAUUUUGGAUCUUAUCAAGAUGCGCACCCAGUCGGCGGCUAAAGAUCGACUCCACUGGCCCCAUUUCACUAAUGGUCUUGUGAACAUCGGAAAUAUUCAGGGUUAACGCGCCAAAGCGCCAAGUGGCGCCCCAUGUAACUGUACUGGGUACUCCCAUCCCAUGGUAUCAGUUACCAUACGCUGUGAC